Molecule: messenger RNA, 918 nt
Organism: Cryptomeria japonica (Japanese cedar)
Lineage: Eukaryota; Viridiplantae; Streptophyta; Pinopsida; Cupressales; Cupressaceae
Product: UDP-glycosyltransferase 91D2-like
Exons: 4
Coding region: 1-918 (305 amino acids)
Molecular function (GO): UDP-glycosyltransferase activity
Source: RefSeq, a predicted model, not a curated record
AUGCAGGUCGAAGGGCUACCUCCAGGACUAGGGAUAGUGCAGGCUGAAGGGCUUCCUAUAGGCGUCCUUCCCAAAACGCAAGCUGCUAGGCAGGAGUUUUUGGAAAACUUGCAAUAUGAUUUCAGUAGCAUGGAAGCAGAGGUGCGGCAGCUCCGUGUUAUGAUGGUUCCUUGGCUUUCAAAAAGCCACAUCAGAGCCUUCUUAGAGAUGGCCAAGAAAUUGCGUGCUCAAGUACAGGUUUCCUUCUUGGCCAAGAAGCCACCGUUGUAUAAUAGUCCCAGAUCUGACAGUUCCCCCGCCUGGUUUCCGCUCGGCACGGAAGCACCUGGAUAUUUAACAAAAGGAGGAGGGAAGCCCUGUUCGGUGGUGGUAGUCUCCUUUGGCAGCGAAUGUAUUCUCACCCAGCAGGAGCUCACUGUCUUGGCUCUGGGCUUAGAAGAAAGUGAGCUUCCUUUUCUCUUUGUUCUUCUCCACCAGAUGGCUGCUGCGCUGCUCCACGGUUUUGUAGAGCGCACGCAAAGAAGAGGACUUCCGGUGACGGAGUGGGCGCCUCAGUUGCACAUUUUGGCCCAUUCUUCUGCAGGAGCGCUCCUCAAUAAUUGCGGUUGGAUAUCAGUAUCCGGAGGAUUGAGGUUUGAGGUGCCGUUUCUUACUCUUGCACUGCAGUACGAACAGAGCUUGAAUGCUAAGCUCAUAGCCCAGGAACUCGAGUUAGGGGUGGAAGUCAGGAGAAAUGAGGAGGACGAUUCUUUUUCGUGUAAAGCUAUUCGCACAUUAAUGGAGGAAGAGGAAGGUGGGCAGAUCAGAUUUCGCGUUCAAGAGAUUAGUAGAGACUUGACCAGGAACGAUAGCCAAGUCUAUCGGGUAAGCAUCCACAAUUUCGUUUCUCUAAUCAAACAAAAGGCGUCCUUCAAAUAG